GUACCACGUGAUCCAGACUUUGCGGAAAACGAAAAUGGCAGGAGUUGAGCAGUCGAGAAAGUCUAGUGUCAUGGCUUUAUUUGCCUUUUUAUUUUCAAUUUUCUCGAUUGGAAGCUGUAGCAGCCAAGUGCCACUAUUAAUGUGGUCCAGUGACGGGUACAGUUUAACACCACUUGGUUCACCUUCAGCUGGCCAUAUCACGUCUAAUAGCCAGUGGUUGUCCUACCUUAACUCUGCCAUGGGCCCUGGCCCACAUAACGUAAUACUCUUUCUUCAGGAGAAGUUGAGCAAGGACGACUUCACAAUGUAUGGUGGAGUGUUUGGAAACAAAAAAGAUAGUGCCUUUCCCAACCUUGAGUCUGCGUUGCGAGCCUCCCCUUCACAGCUGGUGUUGCCUGCUCUGGCAUGGCCUGGCUCGAGCGCUAUCCCGGCUCUGUUGCAGGACAAGCUGGGCGUCUCUCCUGUCCUCAUAGACCCAGACACGCUGGCCCAUCUUCACCUGAAUGCAUCUGCUAGUAACCUGCUGAUCAUCAAUUUGCCAUAUUCUGCUGGUACAUCCAUGUCCUGUAAGCAAGUCCUGAAAACCAAUGAUGAAGUCAUUGGAAAGGUUCUGAGCAUCAUGAAAGGCCAGAAUGUUCCGUAUAUCUCCAUUUACACUGGGCUGAAGCCAUCACGGGUGAUUGCGGAGGUGUCAGCUGGCCAACCUAAAGGCCGGUCUCUGCUACAAGCCAUGGAAGACACCGUCAAGGCACCCUUGAUGUUCAAUGACACUGAGGGAAGGCCUUGCAUCAUGCUUUGGGCACAGGACCUCGAAGUUAGUUUUGGAACUGGCGAGUGGGUGCGUUUGGCUAAUUUCACUCCAACCAUGGAUGGCUCCCAAUGCAACGUCAACACCUCACAACUUGUUCUGAACUAUGAAUCUCUUCCUGUUUACACAACCGUCCGUCUCACCUUCAACAUGAGCCAGCGGCGCUACCCUGUCUCAGGCCGAAACUGGUUCACCCUAAACAAUGUGGUCGUGGUGGGUCAAGGUGAAACGGCGACAUUCAACGGCAGCCGUGGCAUCUACGCCCCCUCUGAGUACUCCUUCCACUGUCAGUCUGUCAGCAGCGAACGUGACGCCCUGCUGGUUCCGGCCACUGAAGAACGCCCCAAAUGGAGACUCAACUUCAUUGACUUUCAGAUCCAGGGCUUUAAUAUAUUGAAUGGAACAACAGACUUCUCCUAUGCCAGUGACUGUGCAGGCUUCUUCACGCCAGCCAUUUGGAUGGGCCUGAUCACCUCACUGAUCAUGCUGCUGAUCCUCACCUACGGUCUGCACAUGAUCAUGCAGGUCCACACCAUGGACCGCUUUGACAACCCCAAAGGUCCCUCCAUCUCUGUGCCUCUGUCUGAGUAACACACACCGCCAAUUCAGUGCCCCUGAAUGGUUAAAGGGAGACAAGAUGCCAUCCUCCACUUUGCUGAGGGCCCUUCCUUUCUUACUUCGGAGCAGCUGUUCAGUACCUCAGUAGAACGUCACUUCUGUUGAUUUAGCUCCUUGUCUUUCCCGCUGUCAAGCCUAAACUUUCAUCUGGAAACCGUGCCUGAUUUUUCUCCAUCAUUGAAACCUUCUUUCCUUGGUACAUUCCAUUAAUUCCCGUCAUCAUUGAACUGUUAGUGAUUGCGAGUUAAGUGAGUUACCCUUGGUUCUUCAAAUGUAUGGUUACCAUUCAAGAAAUUGUCAGAGAGUGCACUGUAGAUCUUCUUUGCCAAUACAUAACUUGAGUAUUCUUCUACCUUGUUAAGGUACUCAAUCUCACUCUUGAGUGGAAUGUAACUACAGCAUGAGAGUUGUAAUUUGGUUUUAGUCUAUCAGUAAGUUUCACACCUGUAUAAUUUAAGACUACGUAGAUGAAAUAAUUAUUUGUGUAUAUAUGAAGUUUAAUUUGUGUGUCGAUACAUGCUUGUGAACGUUUGGGUUGCCUUUUGAGACGCAAAGAAUGUUUCAUUGUUUUACUUACCCCAAACUGAAGUCUAUUUGCAUGCUAUGCUGAAAGAACAUUUGAGAUGAAAUAGAUUGUAAUGCUUGCUAAAUAUGACACGUGCCAAUGCAACAGUUGAAUUAAAUAAUAUUUUAUCUUAGAAUAAAUUCAUUUAUUUAUAAGAAAUCUCCCUAUUUUAGUGCCAAGAGUAUACAUGUAUAGGUUUAUGCUCUGCGAGAAUGGACCAUGUUGAUGCUGUACUCUUACUGUUGCCAAAUAAAAUAUUGAUAAACCGCGCGUUUGAAUUACAAAA
Hypomesus transpacificus is the source of this 2277-nucleotide messenger RNA. It is a transcript of the gene atp6ap1b, whose product is annotated as ATPase H+ transporting accessory protein 1b. Gene Ontology annotation, cellular component: proton-transporting V-type ATPase complex. The record is from RefSeq and is a predicted model, not a curated record. The coding region runs from base 35 to 1399 and encodes 454 amino acids. NCBI's taxonomy places the organism in Eukaryota, Metazoa, Chordata, Actinopteri, Osmeriformes, Osmeridae. The transcript has 10 exons.